GCUUGCUCGUGUGGGUACACAUCACUAGACCUCGAGACUUCGAUUCGCCGAGAGACGCAACUAAAAAGACGCUCCUGCAACAGAUCGAUUCAACGCUUUUCUCCACAAGUUCAAGAAGAACAAGUGGAUUUUCGUGACUUCUACCUGUAGGAUUAUUACUUUCGCGCAAAAAACAAUCUUAUUUUUUGUGAGAAAGACAAGCAGUCGUCCAGUUAGAAAUACUUCUAAAGAUGGAUUUACGCGCGGUGACCUCCCUGCUGUCCGUCAUGUUGGCCGCGGUGUUGAACACAGUUGUGUCUGCUCCCGCGAGCGAGGUCCCCGCGGCCAGCCUCGUGAGCCACGUCAGGAACAAGCGAUGCUCGUGCGCGACCUUCCUCGACCACGAGUGCGUCUACUUCUGUCACCUGGACAUCAUCUGGGUCAACACGCCAGAGCGCAUCGUCUCGUACGGGCUAGGAAACAUGCCGAGAAGGAGGCGCUCUGCCGGGGUGCCCCCCGCUAAGAGCCACGGGGGGGCCCGCUGCAGGUGCCUCAAGGGAAACGACAGCGCCUGUAACAACUUCUGUCAGCCGGAACACCAACUCAGGCAAAACAAGACGUCGCUAGGCAAGAAGAUCCGUCGCGCGGAAGGCGAGCGCUGCUCCGGGGCUGGCUGCGCGCGCACACCGAGUAUGAAAAGGAGAACAAACAGGGGAAAACAUGAAGAAAACGUCGUCGCCGGUAGCGCUGCGCGCCGUGGCGCAGACCCGCGGCGUCCUGGAGGCGUGGAGGACGAGGAGGUGGAGGAGGGUGGUGGAGGAGGGGCACGUCGCAUCCUAGACAGCCUCGGCAGCACCUCCUCAAACCACUAACCCAGCCUCCUCACUGUUACGGAGAGAGGACGCCAUCAGCGACAGAAGCUAGAGAACGAAGCGCAAUUGCGGCCUAGCGGGCGGCAGUUGGGGGUCGUAACUUGACCCUAAAAUGGCCGCCGUGGCCGGCAGAGCGCUGGCCAAUGGACUCGCUCGGUUCCACACUUCCUCUGGAAGGGGAAGGCAGGCAGGAGUUCUGCUAACGGGUGGAAAGACUGAACUAAAGGGGGGUUGGACCCUCGGGGACUUGAAGGUCUUGGACAGCAUGGGGUCUCAGAGUGAGCAGGGUGACUGAGUGAAAACGCAAAGACCGCUCAAAGACCACUGUUACUCUGUGGACCUCCGAAGAGAACACACCAGCAGAACGUCAGAAGCGUUCUUCUGUUGGGAGGGUUCUUCACGAAGCUGAAUGUACUAAUAUACAGUGUGGAUGUCUAAAUAUUACACAGCGAGAGGCCUCUCUAUGGGCGUGUGUGAAGAGCUGUUAAAGCGAUCCAUGUGGUCGCUCAAAGAAAGAUUUUUUGUCAAUGACUGAAUUCACCCAAAAAGGGGCACAUUUUUACUCAUAAGUUAUUUUUACUCUACGUAUAUUAUGACUGUUAUGCUGUUUAUUUAUUCACAUGUUACAGAAUGUACUCUUCUAAGGACCAUAUUGGUUGUCCGUGUCGAUGUUUCGCUCUUUUAUCAUUUCUAUGAAAUGUGCUGCCAUCAAGUUGCCCUGAUUCAGGCAGAACUUUAAACAUAAAAAAUGUUUCACACCAAAGAAAA
Molecule: messenger RNA, 1619 nt
Organism: Gadus morhua (Atlantic cod)
Lineage: Eukaryota; Metazoa; Chordata; Actinopteri; Gadiformes; Gadidae
Gene: edn1
Product: endothelin 1
Exons: 5
Coding region: 231-851 (206 amino acids)
Biological process (GO): regulation of vasoconstriction; intracellular calcium ion homeostasis; vein smooth muscle contraction
Cellular component (GO): extracellular region
Molecular function (GO): endothelin B receptor binding; hormone activity
Source: RefSeq, a predicted model, not a curated record